Aedes aegypti (yellow fever mosquito) is the source of this 3592-nucleotide messenger RNA. It is a transcript of the gene sws, whose product is annotated as neuropathy target esterase sws. Gene Ontology annotation, molecular function: phosphatidylcholine lysophospholipase A1 activity. Bases 332 to 3493 code for a protein of 1053 amino acids. Gene Ontology annotation, cellular component: endoplasmic reticulum. The record is from RefSeq and is a predicted model, not a curated record. The transcript is spliced from 11 exons. Lineage: Eukaryota; Metazoa; Arthropoda; Insecta; Diptera; Culicidae. Gene Ontology annotation, biological process: phosphatidylcholine metabolic process.
UCUUGUCAUUGUGUGUGAAAAAAUUUCUUUUCUGCGUUUGAUGUUCGUGAAUUUGUUCGUCGAGUGAAAAUUGGCGAUAAAAGUUGUAAAACGUGAAUGUUUCGUGCCAAUUUAGCUAGAUAAAGAUCGCGUGGGUAAAUGUUCGUUAGAUGGUGAUAACAGUUUGGUAAAAAUAACGUUUUUUGGGCGAAAAACGGGCAAAAAGUUUUUCGUCUGAUGCAAGAAGGAAGAAGAAAAAGCAAAGGAGUGUCCUCCCUUGUUUGCCACCAGCUGUGCUUUUGUUUUGGUUGAUAAUUGCUUAUUUUUUUGGAGGAAUUACGCUGGCCCUAAAAUGAAUAUUGUCGGUCUGGUCAAGCGGUCAUAUUCGGACUAUGGAACGAUAUUCAAAGAUUCUUUGUAUACUUUCAUCGCGGAAGAGCUGCGGAAUAACUUUGCCUGGUCGCUGAGUGUGCUGUUGAUUCUGAUUGCAACCAUCGUUGGGCUUUACUGCUGGAGGAGAAUAUAUUUGAAAAAGCUUCGCGACAAAGCUGCUCAGUUACUAUUCCUAAGGAAUGAUCCAUCCCAACUACGAUUCCGCAAGCGUGAUAAAAUGCUGUUCUAUGGACGGCGCAUGCUCCGAAAGAUGAAGUCCAUCUCCGGGCAAGCUUACAAUAGCCAGGAAAGAAAACACAGAAACUUCAUACGCAACGCCAAACGAUUCCUACAUAUCCAAAAGGAAAAGGAUCCGAUUCAGCUUAAAGUGGUUGGGCCACCGGCUGAGUAUCUCGAAGAAGCGGCAGAGGGCAAGGAAGGAGUUCCGCUUGAUGCGCUGUACAUGCUUCAAAGCAUUCGAAUCUUUGGCCAUUUUGAGAAGCUCGUCUUUUUGGAAAUAUGCCGACAAACCAAAAUUAUCAAUUUGAUCGCAGGCGAAUCGUUGAUAAAGGUUGGCGAUCCAGAUGAUAGCGUAUUUAUCGUACAAUCGGGGCAAGUGAACGUAUUUCUCAACAAUCCCGAUGGCAGUUCAAUUGCGCUGAAGGUGGUAAGAAAGGGCGAAUCUGUUACUUCGUUGUUGAGUUUCAUUGAUGUGUUGGUGGGAAACACUAGCCAGUAUAAAACAGUAACGGCCAGAGCAAUGGAGAACUCCAAGGUUAUACUUCUGCCAAUGUCUGCAUUCAAAAAGGUCUUUGACGAAAGUCCCGAUCUUCUGGUUCGAGUGAUACAGGUUAUCAUGAUUCGGUUGCAGCGUGUCACAAUUACAGCUUUGCACAACUAUUUGGGAUUGAGCACUGAAUAUAUUCAAUGUUCAUCACAGCGGAAGAAGGUUGCCGUGCCACUAAAAAAUAGUCCCGGCCAUCGGCGAGUGCCAUCGGAUGUGCAAGCUCCGUCUCAUUCGUUGGUAGGGCAUACAGUGACCGGCGAAGCCCGUCCAGAUAUGUUGGCCGAUUUGGCCGACCACGUAGGAAGCCGACGGCCAUCAGCACUACCGAGUGAACCCAUGGAUGACACCUUGAUGAAAUCGAUUGCUGUCGAAGGAUUCCUGAAGGAACUCGGUCUGAAGGAAGAGGAUCGAACAGUCGUGGAGCAGAACAUCGAUAUAAAGGAAAUAGCCCCGGGAACCACUCUGACGCAUCAAGGCAGAAGUGAUGACGUGCUGCUGAUUUUCGUGAUAAGUGGUGGUUUGACAAUAGCACAGUAUCCGCAAGUUAACAUUGGCUGUAACAAGAAGCUGGACAAAUCGGACAACCACACCGUUACGAUCCACCCUGGAGACGUCGUCGGUGGUCUGGCAGUGCUGACCGGAGAGAGCAGCUUAUACACCAUCAAGGCGAAGCACUUUUCUCGUGUGGGAUUACUACAGAAAGAAAUUAUUUACAAUAUAAUGCGUGAAAGACCGGCUGUCGUGCUAGACAUUGCCAACUGUGUAGUGAAGCGUCUAUCUCCCCUAGUUCGUCAAUGUGAUUUUGCCUUGGACUGGAACUUUUUAGAAUCUGGUCGUGCUGUGUAUCGACAGGACGAAAAUAGUGACUGCACAUAUAUUGUCCUAAAUGGACGUCUCCGUUCGGUCAUCACUCACUCAGAUGGUAAGAAAGAGAUUGUAGGCGAAUAUGGCAAAGGAGACUUAAUCGGCAUCGUGGAGAUGAUAACGGAAACUCCCCGCACUACAACUGUGAUGGCAGUUCGUGAUUCCGAACUUGCGAAACUGCCGGAAGGUCUUUUCAAUGCAAUUAAGUUUAAGUAUCCGAUUGUGGUAACGCAGUUGAUAAGUUUGCUAAGCCAUAGAAUACUGGGCUCGAUGCAAGCUCGUCCAAUCACAGGAAGCUCUCUGACGACAGUCCCAUUCGACACGAACCAACAGAUUCAACAUCGAUACUCCACUGUCGCUAUUGUCCCUAUCAGUGAAGAUGUUCCGUUGACUGCAUUCACCUAUGAGUUGUAUCACUCGCUAUGUGCCAUUGGAUCAACUUUGCGACUGACCUCAGACGUGGUUCGAAAAACGUUGGGACCACAGAUCAUGGAUCAAUCCAACGAAUAUCGUCUCACCAGUUGGCUCGGUCAACAGGAAGAUCGCAACAACAUUGCACUGUAUCAGUGCGAUCUAACGUUUGGUCCUUGGACUCAGCGAUGUUUACGGCAGGCCGACGUGAUUCUGAUCGUUGGCUUGGGAGACAGAUCUCCUACCAUUGGGUCACUGGAGACGCAGAUUAAUCAACUCGCGAUACGUACCGCUAAGGAACUAGUUUUGCUUCAUCAUGAGGGAGCUGCACGACCAACGAACACUACCACUUGGCUCAACAUGCGGGCCUGGGUGUCGGGCCAUCAUCACAUUCAGUGUCCUAAAAGAAUGUUCACCAGGAGAAGCCAAUACCGGAUUAACGACUUGUACAGCAAAGUGCUGAUGUCUGAACCGAAUAUCCAUUCGGACUUUUCACGUUUGGCCAGAUGGCUGACGGGUAAUUCGGUCGGGUUGGUGUUGGGCGGAGGAGGAGCUCGUGGCGCUGCGCACGUAGGCAUGUUCAAAGCCAUCCAAGAAGCUGGCAUUCCGAUCGAUAUGGUUGGCGGUGUAAGUAUCGGCGCGUUUAUGGGGGCACUCUGGUGUUCCGAGAAAAACGUGACGACCGUCACGCAGAAGGCUCGAGAGUGGUGUAAGAAAAUGACACAGUGGGGCCGACAGCUGAUGGACUUGACCUAUCCAAUCACCUCCAUGUUUUCCGGGCGUGACUUCAAUCAAACCAUUCGGGGUACUUUCGGCGACGUGUACAUCGAGGACCUCUGGAUACCGUACUUUACGCUUACCACCGACAUUUCGGCCAGCUGUGCGCGUACUCAUACCCAUGGUUCUCUUUGGCGCUAUGUUCGAUCGUCUAUGUCAUUGAGCGGAUACAUGCCUCCUUUGUGUGACCCGAAAGACGGACAUCUACUCUUGGACGGCGGUUACGUUAAUAACCUUCCAGCUAACCACGGAGUAUGCUGUUAUCUGAAAGAGCACUACCUGACAAAACAAUGUGGAAAAUGAACCAAACCAUUUAAACUUACUGUUCCAACAAUAUGUGUAAGUAACAUAACGUUCAAGAAUCCGUCAUCGUAAUAAUCGUCAUCAUCGAAACUUUUAAAG